Messenger RNA from Penicillium oxalicum, 423 nucleotides. RefSeq lists its product as uncharacterized. The transcript is spliced from 2 exons. NCBI's taxonomy places the organism in Eukaryota, Fungi, Ascomycota, Eurotiomycetes, Eurotiales, Aspergillaceae. The record is from RefSeq and is a predicted model, not a curated record. Bases 1 to 423 code for a protein of 140 amino acids.
AUGCGUUUCUUGGACCUCGGGAAUUUGGAAGACGGAACGGGAAGGGAACAGUCCACUGCUCAACAUCGCACCUACAGGGCGGUACCACUGGAAUCAAAUUGUUCAACACAAUUCGAUCUAUCCAGCUUCCCUCUCUCAAAGAGGCUGUACUUCUGCACACCCAAGGGAGGAGAGGAUGAUCAGAUCCUCCCCCCUCCCCAGUCCCUGGAUCUGAGAUAUGCAUGUUUGACCCGGUGCAUAACUUGGAAGGAGAGGUCAUUUGAGAACCCAGGGGGUGGGAAGCGGAAAGAGGAAGAGAAAAACAAAAAGGGGGAGAGCACCAAAGUCCCAAGCAGAUGUUUAUGGUGUUCCCGCAGGAAUGGCGCACUCCACUCUGGGGCGCCGGGGAAGAAGAGCUGGAGCCGUGGGGCGAGCGCCACUUGA